This is a messenger RNA of Guyanagaster necrorhizus, 677 nucleotides long. RefSeq lists its product as uncharacterized. The record is from RefSeq and is a predicted model, not a curated record. NCBI's taxonomy places the organism in Eukaryota, Fungi, Basidiomycota, Agaricomycetes, Agaricales, Physalacriaceae. Bases 14 to 586 code for a protein of 190 amino acids. The transcript has 3 exons.
CGACGACGACCAGAUGCUCGGUGACCACGACGACACAAUACAGUACAUUCCCAAUAACAGCUGGAACAGCAUACAGAGCCUAGAGGGACCACAAGCACUCGAGAGAGCCAUAGACGAAGCUCUGGGAUGUGCACACCGACUUAAGACUGACCACCAGGACAUCCCAAGGACGACUAUCGAGAAAACCCGACAACUACUGAACCUAUUGACAGGGGAACCGAACUACCAACCAGAGAAGAUGGUGAAGGCUCUAGAAACAACACAGAAGAUUGCAGAACGACUUGAACGAGCCAUGGCAGACAUGAAAACAACGACUGCAAUGGAGAUCAGAGAUCUAGGCCAUCAGCUACUGGCAAACUCACCAGCCACCCCAAAACGGCAAGGUGCCCCAAAUGCGACCCAAACUUACGCUAGCAUAACAAAAAAUGACAAAGGCAAAAACCCGACACAAAAGCCACCCACAGUGAACCCCAUGGACCCGAACCACCACUCGAGACUAGUAUUCCAGUUCCCAGGGGAGAAGGUAAACUUGGAACUUGCAAAACACGACGACUCGAAACACAUCUGUGUAACCACGAUCUACUAAGAUUUAGUGACCGCAUUGCUCCAAUCCUCACCCGAGGAAAGGAAUGCAUUGUGCAGACAACUGCCAAAUGGGGGAAACUGCUGCUACAUGG